AUGUCCGGUGCCUCACUCUUGGAUUCGAAAGCUGCCUUCAAAAACAAGGUGUUGGAGUAUGGCUUGACCAAUACUGUCUUCGAGGCCAUUGUAAGACGUGGAGUCGACACUCUUAGCAAGGCUGCAUAUGCUGUGGGGGCCCCGGGUGUUGUACCCGCCGAAGAUGCUCUGCGAGCCUUUCUGAAUCCAGAGUCGCCUGCCACUGUUGAGCAGGGUCAGGUUGCAAUUGCUAGGCGCCUAAUCUUCGAAGCACAGACACUUGCAGUAAGCCAGCUGCGUCAGCAGAUCGAGGGGCCGGACGAGAAGCGACAAGACCUUCAGCCCGCCGAAAGGAGGUUCCGACUAGAAGAGCAAGCACGCCGUCUGGCCGGUAUGUCGCUCCGCGGUCCGUUGGAAUGCUCUUUCAGCUGCUACACACUUGUCAUUCGCAUGCUGGCCACUGAUGAAAUUACUUACCUCGCCCCUAAUCGGUUCACCACUCGGGCUCAUGAGGUUCAGCAAUCCAAACCUCCCAAAGAAGUCAUCAUUGAUGCAUCGUCUGCCAUCAAGGUGCGUGAUUCUGCUGAGCUUGCCGACACGUGUCAUCUCCCUGAUGCACUCAGCUUAAGUCAGGCUUUGACUCGAAGGUCUCUCGCGCUUGACUUGUGUGAAGCCGCAACGUUUGCAGCCUCCGAACGGUGGCACGCCGAGCUUCUGAGACAUUUGCAGCAGGCACCUCCCAUGGAGUACAAGCAGGUGGAUACCAUGCAAAUAUUAAGGGCUGACAGAGCGGCAUGGACGUACAUGGCCGAAAAAGGCACUUCCUUGAAAAAGCGUGCAGAUGGGAGCUUGCCCAUGGAUGAUCUCUUUGCAGCCCUCACCACGGCUACCGAUGUCAUGAUGUUCCUCAUGCCGCUGCCCGCGGGUGGCCAGAGCAAGCGCCCUUCUGCUUCACAGGUCAUGGCGACGCCCAAUGGUAGCACCGACCCACCCAACCCGACCAAGAAGAGCCGCACCAAGGCGCGCCGUGAACGCCAAAAGCAGCGUCUGCAGGAAGCCCUGGCACUCGCGUCUGCACCCCCAUCUCAUGCCUUCCCGCCCAAGCCUCCUGCUCCGCAUGCGCACAAUGCUCUGCCGCCUACGCCGCCCCAGCCCAUUCCGAAAGGCAAGGGCAAGGGCAAGCACAAGCAUCCCACCAAAGCACGCGUUGUCGACUCAGCCGAGUCCUUCUUCCAGGCCCUGCAAGAGCGUGUUCGCGGCAGGCCCCUUCAGUCUUUGCUUUUUGUGGAAGUUUUCGCGGGUUCAGCUCGCCUGUCAGGUGCUGUCCAUGCGUGUGGCGUGGGCAGUGUCUUCGGCAUCGAUGCGUGGACACCCAAGUCAGCUCCAGCGCCCGUGGUCAAAUUGGACCUCGCGCUUGAUGAGGAUGUCAGAGUGCUCUUUUUGCUGCUUUCCAAUCGGGCCUUGGCUGCGGUGCAUUUGGCGCCGCCUGCAGCCCUCCCAGGUCGUGGCAGUCCGCCACUUCGCUCACACGCGUUUCCGGACGGCCUGCCCGACCUUUCCCCACCCAAUCAAGCCAAAGUUGAGCUGUACAAUCGUCUCUUUGCAUUGGCAUCAACCCUUUUCCUUCAGGCUUUCCAGACAGGCAUUGUUGCCACUCUGGAAAACCCAGCCUCCAGCCAUUUCUGGCAAAGCAGUGCUUGGCUGGAUGCAUCUUCGUCGAUUGUCACACUGCAGUUUUCGUCUUUUCACACUUGCAUGUUCGGGGCUACCUUCAAACGUCAGCUUUGCAUUGCACACUUCCAUGAUGCCUUUCAGGCCUUGCAACUCCCAUGUGAUCAUACUUCGUUGCACCCGGCGCAUUCUGCGCCGAGGGAGUCGGUCACAACAUACCCUGCUCCCUUCUGUAGAGCGUAUGCGCAGGCUUUGCAGCAUGCUCUUGGCGCGGCUGGCUCUCUGCCACCUGCGCAAGCCUUGCCGGGUCUUUCUGAUAUUCAUCUACAAGCUAGGGCGUUCAGUGCCAGCCGCAUUAUCCUCUCUUGCCUGCUAAAUCACGUGUUCUCUGCGCCCUCCCUUGCGCGGGGAUUGAGGCGUGCGGGCAUUCUUCAGGACGGCCGACCUGUGGAAUACUUUGUUUUGGGCGCCUACAAGUGCUUGCCGAGGAAGGGAGUUACCAAACUCACAGGUGAGCACCUUAGCACAGCUGCCUUCAUAAAUGCCUUUAUGCUGCAACGUUUCCCGGAUGCAUCGUGGUCUGCCUUCGUCGUCACUCACAACGAGUCCUCGGCACUGCACGUGGACUCGGCAAAUGUGCCGGGAACCAUGAACUUUGCGAUCGGCCUGGGAGGUUACUCCGGAGGCGAACUCUUUGUGGAAUCAGAAGGCGGGGCCCAUGCCUUUGAGGACCCGUGCACAGGCGAAUGGCUGUGGGGAGACUGUCUAGCUCUCAACUUGGGACCGUGCCGGUUCGAUGGUCGUGCAAGGCAUGCUACCCUGCCGUGGGUCGGCGACAGGUGGUCGAUCAUUGCUUAUUCGGCGGUUGUGCAAAAUGAUCUCUCCCCAACGCAGGAGCAAACGCUGUGGUCCUGCGGGUUUCCGUUGCCUUGGACGUCUGCCUUUUCGAAAGUGCCGUCUGCUCCUAGCAGUGUCUCUCAGGUUCGCAUGACCAUUGGCAUACCCUGGUACCCAUGCGACUUCGCCAAGGAGGCAGCGAAGAGAGGGCAUCCACGCCACCUCUUUGAUGGAAUUCCGCCUGUGCUCAAAACUGCGAUCGAUGCAACUGUCGAGCAGUCAGAAGUGGGCCUAGCGCAACACCGCACCGAGGUCCUUAGGCGAUGGGUGCUUCGAGCGCAGGAGCUGGCUCCGCAGGAAAGGGCUCUCCAUGAAAGAAUGCCGAAACACCUUAAGGCCGUCCUCAAGGGAAAGCGGCUUUUGGUCUUCGGCGAGAUGCUCGUCGCAUGUGGGUAUGGCGACUCUUCAAUUGCGUCCGAAAUUGGGGAGGGCUUCGACUUGACAGGUCCGAUUCCUGCGUCGGAUGGGCUCUUCAAACCCGUUGUGGAGCCGGCGUCGAUGAUCAAGGAGUGUUUGCGUGCCGCUGCCAGCGCAGUCCGUGCAGGCAUUCUUCGCGCCACCGAACGUGUGUGCUCAUCCGAGCUCGCGCAGGAGGUUCACGACAUUACCAAGGAAGAGGUAGACCGCGGGUGGCUCGAAGGGCCCGUGCCACUUGAGCAACUGAGCGAGACUUGUUCCUUGAGCAGACGGUUCGGAGUUGAGCAGCGGUCCGGUGGGAAGCGCAAAGUCAGGCCCAUCGACAACCUGUCGGAAUCCUUUAUCAACUCGACUGUUUCCCGCACCGAGUCGAUUCAACCUCACGGCUUGGAUGUGGUUUGUGCGGGCAUCGCUUACAGACUUAGGGUCCGUGAGAGGUUCGGCCGUGCCAGCGUGCCAAAACUUAAAAUCAUAGACCUGCAUAAAGCGUAUAAGCAACUCGGCAUUUCCCUUGACGCCAUACAGGAUUCUUUCUUGUGUGUGCCGAACCCGGAGACGGGCAAACCAUCCAUCUACGCCUGCCAUGUGCUGCCCUUCGGAUCAUCUGCUUCAGUCGCGGCAUUUUGCCGCAGCACGAUGGGAUUGUGGCACUUAGGGUGCGCUCUGUUGUUGAUCCACUGGACGGUGUUUUACGACGACUUUAUCGUCCUCAACGAGGCGUCGUCCACGAAACACCUUGACAUGGUUCUCAAUUGCUUUUGGGACUUGCUUGGAUGGACCGUGGCACGGGACAAAGAAUCCGAUUUUGAUUACUUUGCGAGAGCUCUUGGAGUCAAAAUUUGCUUUCAGUCCGAGAGAGUCUUCGUGGUGGAGAACACCCCCGAGCGAAAGGCCGAACUUGACGAGACCAUCACGCGCUUACUCGGUCUCGAGUGGGUGGAGCAACAUGAGCUCACAUCGCUGAGGGGGAGGUUGCAGUUCGUUGAGGGUCAGAUCCAUGGGCGACGAAGCGGCAGGUUCAUGCAGCUUUUGUCGCGGCGCGCAGAUUUCAUUGGGGGGUCCGCCAUGGAUCCCGACUUGCAGGCAGCCCUCACUUUCCUUAAGGAUAGGGUUGUAGGUGCUCCCCCUAGGGUAAUAUCCGCGAGACGUGAGAACGCUUGGUUCAUCUUCACUGAUGCGGCCUACGGUGAUGGCCAAACGAACAGUUGUGGGUUAGGAGGGGUACUGGUUGCACCUGAUGGGAAGCCCAUUAGGUUCUUCAGUUGCUUGUUUAACGACGAUGCACUUGAGGGCCUCAGGUUUGGCGAUGUUCAGAGCCCCAUCUACUUUCUUGAAGGCUUGGCAGUAGUGGUCGCGCUGCACGUGUGGAACAGCCUUGUGCAAGGCUCUGAGGCCGUUUGCUUCGUCGAUAAUGAAGCAGCCAAGUCUGCGUUCAUUGCUGGCAAAUCUCCUUGCGUGCACUUCUCAGCCCUGUCGGAAUGGUUGAGUGAUUGGGAGGAACGUGCCUCCUCGUUCCCAUGGUUCGCAAGGGUGAGCAGUGCUGCGAACAUUGCUGAUGGCCCCUCGCGUGAUGAUUGUAGUCACUUGGCGGGUGUUCGCCGCGACGAGAUUGAUUUGCAGUCCAUCAGUCUCGCUUUGCAGUGCUUCUUGCCAGAGCUCUCAGUCGGCGGUGGGUGA
Symbiodinium sp. CCMP2592 is the source of this 4641-nucleotide messenger RNA. Lineage: Eukaryota; Dinophyceae; Suessiales; Symbiodiniaceae. The record is from the annotation of a GenBank genome assembly.